UAUUCGAUUGUAGCCGUAGCGACGAUCCAGUUGACGAAUUUCUUCUUUGCGAAAAUCCCCUUUGAUCAGUCGUCUGAUUACUUUUGUCUAUUAUGCACCUUCAACAUUUUGUAGCUGCUGUAUUGGCGCUUGCCGGUGCCUUCGAUGUCAUUCUUGGCCUGGGCAUAAUUGUACCGGGCACGAAAUGGUGUGGUCCAGGCAAUAUAGCGAUCAAUUACGAUGAUCUGGGCAUCGAAAGGGAGCUGGACAUAUGCUGUCGCUCGCACGACAACUGCAAGGAAAAAAUAUCACCGCAGCAGGAAGACUAUGGCCUGAGCAACGAUGGGAUCUUCCCCAUCUUCUCCUGUACCUGCGAAUCAGCUUUUCGAAAUUGCCUCACUUCCCUGCGCAACGGACAUUCGUUGACAUUGGGCCGCAUAUACUUUCGGACCAAAGAAGUCUGCUUUGCCUAUGGUCAUCCGACCGUCUCGUGUCGAGAGAAUCAGGUGGAGAUGUUCGAGAAGCGCUGCCUGAACUAUAAAGUGGAUGAAACACAGCCGAAACGCUGGCAGUUUUACGACCUGGCCUUCUACACACAUGUUGAUGCCCAGAGCAAAUAAGAUUGAACUAUGGCAUUAGCCAGCGAUAAGGCCUCCGAUUAUUUACAAAUACAUAAGCCUGCGAUUCUAUUCAAAUCAAAAUUCCAUUACUUCGAA
This is a messenger RNA of Drosophila miranda, 695 nucleotides long. RefSeq names its product phospholipase A2 large subunit. The record is from RefSeq and is a predicted model, not a curated record. The transcript is spliced from 2 exons. Lineage: Eukaryota; Metazoa; Arthropoda; Insecta; Diptera; Drosophilidae. Gene Ontology annotation, biological process: phospholipid metabolic process; arachidonate secretion. Bases 93 to 599 code for a protein of 168 amino acids.